UUGAUUAUGGGGCCUUGGGCUCUUCCCUGAAUGAUGGGGAUGAAGAAGCACUUCAAGGGACAGGCCACACCCUGAAGCAGCUGAAGGCAGGUAAGUUUGGGCCCACUUUCCUCAUUUGUUUCUCAUUUAAGCAUCCCAGUGAAAGACUGAGAUUUAGAUGGGGACAACUCAGGUCCCAGUGAGCUGCUGCUGUGAAGAAAACCAGAAAAGUCUGGAUUUUUGGCUAUUUCAACCAAGCAACACCUUUGUCCUAGGUUUGUCUUUUAGGUGCUGCUCCUCCUUUGGGUUUUCCUGUCGUAACUUAGGUCCCUGAGUCCCCUCUUAAGGGUGAUACAGAGGAGCAGAGCUGUCCCUGUCCCCAGCUGCACAAAUGCCCAUUUCAGUAAAUCCUCCUGUCCAUUACAUAUGGACUUCUGGGUACAGAACUUGGAGGAGUAGGUUUUAACAGCCCCAGAGGUUGAACCCACAGGCUGCCCACAAGAGAAAAGCUUGCCCAAAACCCCAUACAUUUUUGGGGCCCCUUACACAAAGCUGCAUCUUUUCUCUGGGCUUUAGGGCUCGAAAGCGCUCAGGGAGAUUCUUUGUUGCGUAAUUCAAAUACAGAUUCCCUUUUUUACCAAAGAAGGAAAACUCCAGCUCUAGGCCAUGUAAAUAACGGAUGUUGCCCACCUCUACUCUGUUCUGCUCCUGUGUGGGGAUAUGGGGCUUUUCCCAGUGCUUUUCCCUCCAGCCCUGAAUGGGUAAGGCACCUCCCUGCCCACCUGCCAGCCUGUGCUGAGCAGCCCUGGGGUGUCACUGGGCAGCUGGCACAUUCCAUUAGUGGCUGAGGUCUGUGGUGGGAGGUGGCUCACUGGGACGCCGGAGUCAGGAUGGGCAGGAAGAGCCCACCCAGGGAGCUGCUGCCUGUCACUGCCUGCAUCCCCUGCUCAUCCCACUGGACUAACCAACACACCUGGAAGUCGACUGACCUGGAAUUCAGUUGUGGGAACCCACAGCAAGCAAGAUUCUGGGACAUCAGGUGCAUCACCCACCACAAACAGACCCUAGCAGGUAUUGCAAAGACAGACAACGAGCAGACAGAGCAGAGGGAUGGAGCCAGAGGAAGUCACAGAUAGGCAGAAAGAUGGAUCUCUGCAGGAGAGACUGAUCCUCCUGCUGCUAUUAGGGGGACCAGAUACUCACAGUCAUGGGCUCCUGAGCCGUGCUGGAGGCUGGGGAGGUUUGGUCCUGCACGUGUCCCCGCUGGGUCCUUUGUGGCCCGGGCCACCGCCCGCAUCCUCGUGCCCCCUUGGCUCAUAGGGGGAUUGGACCUGCCCCACACAGUGUGCUAAGGAGCCUGAGACCCACUUGGGAGCUGCAGCCGGUCACUUGAUGCUGUAAUCCCUCCUCAUUACAAAAGAGACUCUGUUGUCUUUUGCCCUGUUCCCUCCUAAUCUUCUGAGUAAGCCCUGCGUGUUUAUAGAGGCGGCCGGAGGAGGGGGAGGCAGGGCUGGCUGCUCUGCUGCUCCUAACUCCUGGCACAGCCAUGGUGGCUGCCAGAAGAGAGGCAUUUUUCCUCUAAUUCUUUCCUGUUUGGUCCCUCUCUCCAUGUCACAAUCUUACAGGAACCCCAGGAGAUUAUGCAGGGCUGGAAUUUUCCACCAAGGCUGUAAAACACGGUGUGCUUGGGGGCUGCCCUCUCUUCCCUAGGUCAGUGAAACACCUGGUCCAUGCUCUGCUUGGCUCUCACAGGACAUUUCCCUGUCAUCUCUCACUGUCCCUGGAUGAGUUUGCCACCUCUUCCAGCUGUGGUUUGGAUGCAGAGGAUUUCCACUCUGCCACUGGUUCUCCAAGACUCUUUCCAUGUGUUCCCUUUCUUUUGCUCCUGCUUUUCCAGCACUGCUUGAGAGCUGUCACUGUGCUUCCUUGCACGAUAUUCUGGGAAACACUGGUCCUUGCCUUGCCCUCAAACUUCCACCAGGCCAGGGAACUCCUUCCCUCUGUCUUCCCAGGGUCCUUAGUCCCUUUUCUGCUCCUUCCCAAUUGUGACCGUCCUUCCCUUCUACCACCUCCUCAAUGCUUCUGCUCGGGUUUUAAGGACAUUCCCCUUCCAUGAGGCUCUGAAUCAAAAUCUUUUCUUAAUGCACUGGUCUUCCAUCGUUUAGGCAGCUGUGGGACACUGUGGAGAGGGAGCACAGGUCUCAUCCUUGCAGGUGAGAGCAGCUCCUCUAAUAACCAACUUUCUCCUGCACUUUGUCUUUGACACUCACUUAACAUCAGUAGUUGGGAUCAGUUUGUCCCAGUUGUAGUUUUCUCUUUCCUGUGACUGAUCCUUGACAAGAGGGGUGGGCUGUUUCACUGCUCCUCUGGAGCCAGGUGCUGCCUGGCAUCUGCCUGAUGUGGGAUUUCUGGUGCAGUCCUGGGAAUUGCUGCCAGUGGCAGGGAGAGCAUAGUUUAAAAUGUGGAUCAGUGCUCUGUGAAGGCACAUGGGAGCAGAGGGACCCUCUCUGAAGGGAAUGUGGUCUACUUCCAGGGCUGGAAUUGCUGAACAGGCAGGCUGAGCUAGAUCUUGAGGGUCUUAGGGUCUGAACCCUCAUCCCCACACACAGCAGGAGACCAAAAUGCUUCAGGUGAGAUAUUUGCUGCAGCUGUUUGGUGCAGUUUGGCUGCUCCUGGGGACGUGGAACAACAACCCCCUGAGUGUCCUGCUGUUUGUGGAGGGAUGUGCUGGCAUCUGGGGGCCUCUGCUGCCCUCCUCUGAGAGCAGCUCUGCUGGCAGCUCGUGAGCUCCGCAGCUGCCCUUGGGACAACAGGAAAUAUGUGUGGAAUUUAAUAUUAAAGUAAAUAACUGAAGGGCUACCAGCGUGGCAGAGCUGCUUGGAUCUCUUUCGACAUCUCCUGUGGCCUCAGACCCUGAGGAGGAAGAUGGUCUGAAAGCCUGCCUUGCUCAGCAGAGCAGGAAGCAAAGAGGUGCUGACAUCCAUCUUCAGCCUCAGAGCCCUGGAAUCAUCCUCAUUUUCUCCAUGCUAAAGAUGUAGAGAUUGAAUCGCUGUGCUGGGAGCUGAAUCCCUGCUUUGGGAAUGCCAAAGGGCCACUCUCAAUGCUGAGUUAGCAGCAGCUGGCUCCUGGGAAAGGCACAGUGCUCUCCUUGCUCUCUCCCAGAGAACAGUAAGUGUUUUUAGGGACAGCGGGUCCCAAAGCUUGGUGAAAUCCCUUUCCCUUCUCCAAUUUCAGUGCUGGGAUAGACACGGAGGCAGCUGGCAUCAGAGGUGUCUCUCCAAACUACAUGCUUCCUUGAAAUCUGAUGUAAUUUUAAAAAAAAAUUUGAACUGGGAAGUGUCUGGGGAGAUGCUGUUUUCCAUGGACAGGAUUUAGAGGAUUCAGAGGUUUGAGCUGGCCAGAAGUGUUUGAAGAGGAUGCAGUGACCCUGCAGUGCUUUUGUGAGGACCCCCAGGCUUGUUCCCCUUUUGCUGCAGAAUUCCUCACUAGUUCUUGCUGCCCUGUGCCAAGCUCCAUCUGACCCAAGUGCAUUUUGCUUUUAGGGGCUUGGAUGGUGACAAAUCUCUCACUUUGCCUCUGAUGUUGCACAGUUCAGUGCAUACAGCAUGAAAAUGAGGGAAGGGUCCUUGGUGAGGUCCCUUGCCUUAGGAAUUGUCGUGGGGAUUAGGUGCCAAAGGGAGGAUCAAACAUGCUGGUGCUGGAAAUCAGAGACCCCAGAGGAGCCUUGCUGCAGCCCUUGCAGCCAGCUGAGCAAACAUGUGGCACAGCCAAGGAGCCAGCCAGGAGGGGCUGGAGGGAGCCUGGAGUUUCAGGCCAUUUGUUCUCCUUUCCAUGCCAAUACCAUCUGGUUUGAGUUUGCUGGGUAAGGGGUGUCAGCAAGUCAGAUUCUGCUUUCCAAACUCAAAGAUAAUGCCUGCUCUUCCUUCCCUUCCCAGCCUCUCUCUGGUUUUCUUUUUCUUCUCCCCCUUUUCUUCUUCAUCAUUUCCCUUCCUUGUAUUUCCACUUUCCCCUUUUUCCUUUCCUUUUCUGCUUCUCUUCUGGGAAGAAGAGGGGAGUACUCUCUCCCCUAUGACAAGUUACUUUUUCAAGUUGCUGGGGUUCAGCACAUCCACCUCAAAGCUUCCUGCCAGCACUAUCAGUUCUCAUCCUUCCUGCCUUUGUUGGCUCCUGGAAGCACUUCUACCUUUCUAAUCCAAGGACCCUCUGUUGCUGCUGGCCAAGCCUUGGGAGUUAAUAAUUACAAAGACUAAUUACAUCUGUUGCUGCUUUGCAGAGCUGAAGAUCUUUCCCCUCCUCCCAAAAGUUCUCUGAAGAUAGCAAAGGUUGCAGCCAGAGACACAAACACCCCGGACACUCCGUUCCCAGACUUCAGAGCAUGGGCUUGGCCUGUGCUGUCCCUGUGGAUCCCAGCCAUGAGGCAGGGCAGGGCUGGAGGUGACACAGAUACCCAGGAGAUGCUGGGACAGAGAAUUGCUCCCUGUGUGGUAUCCACAGAAAAAUCCUGCAGUGGACACCAGGAUCACCAUGUCUGACUCUCCUGCCUCCGGUGUUGGGUCUGUCCCAGUGGCAGAAGAUGGACAGGCUGAGAGCAGGGAGGGAGCUGUCACUGUGUGUGAAGGCUCCAAAGGAGAACGGCUGCCUGGAGGGAAGCCCAGGGCAAUGGCAAGCCAGGUCAGUUUUGAGGAAGAGAGCCAGAAUCCACCCACUGUGGGACACUGGAAGCCCCUGAUGCCAUCCAAAGGCGACAAGGAGGAGGCAGAGAGUGGAUGCCAGGAUGCUGGAGGUGUGCACGAACCCCAGUCCACGGAGCAGCUCAACGUGUCCCGGCUGCGCAGCUCCUCGGUGGAGAUCCGGGAAAAGGGCUCGGAGUUCCUGAGGGAUGAGCUGCACAAAGCACAGAAGGAGCUGAAGCUCAAGGACAAAGAAUGUGAGAGAUUGUCAAAAGUUAGGGAACAGCUGGAACAGGAACUGGAGGAGUUAACAGCCAGCCUGUUUGAGGAAGCCCACAAGAUGGUGAGAGAAGCCAACACCAAACAGGCUGCGGCAGAGAAACAGCUCAGGGAGGCCCGGGGCAAGAUUGACAUGCUGCAGGCAGAGGUGACAGCCCUGAAGACGCUGGUGAUCACAUCCACGCCAUCCUCCCCGAACCGGGAGCUGCACCCUCAGCUGCAGAGCCCUUCCAAAGCUGGCUUCAGGAAGGGCCACGGGCGCAACAAGAGCACCAGCAGUGCCAUGGUGUCAGCUGCCAGCCAGAACGUGGCUCCAGAGCCCGUCAGCCGGGAGUGCAGAGAGGUCGACUCCAUUUUAUUUGCCGAGUUCCAGGCCUGGAAGGAAUCUCCAACUUUGGACAAAUCCUGCUCCUUCCUGGACAGAAUUUACCGAGAAGAUGUAGGACCUUGUCUGGACUUCACCAAGCAGGAGCUGUCGGAGCUGGUGCGAGAGGCAGUGGAGCAGAACACCCUGACCAUCGAGCCAGUGGCUUCCCAGGCUGUCCCUGUGGGGAAGGUGGCAGCAGAAGAGUGUGGUGGCCCCAAGAAAUGCGCUCUGAGUGGCCUCCCCAGGACCUGCAAGCACCGGAUCAUGCUGGGGGAUUCUGGGAAUUACUACUAUAUUUCCCCUUCCUGCAGGGCCAGGAUCACAGCAGUGUGCAACUUCUUCACCUACAUCCGCUACAUCCAGCAAGGCCUGGUGAGGCAGGAUGUGGAGCUGAUGUACUGGGAGGUCAUGCGGCUCCGGAGGGAGAUGUCUCUGGCCAAACUUGGAUUUUAUCCCAGCGAGAUGUAAGCAGAGCCCUGGGUGUGGAGGAAACUGCUCCUGGAGGAAGGGCUUGGAGUGCAGUGCCUGUCCUGCUCUCUCCUUCCCUCCCUUCCCUGUGCCUGGAGCAAGGAACAAGAGGCACAAGUUUCACCUUCAGCUGUCCCACUCCUCCAAGUGUGACUGGAAUGCAGCUGCCACGCUGCCCCUGGAGCUGGGCUGGCCCUGGCUGCUCCAGGAUGGCCAUCCAUGGACUCUGGAGUCUCCUGUAUGCAGUGUAUAUCCAUAUUUUUUAACCUUUUGUUUUUAUAUGCAGCCUGCUUUGGCAUAACCCGAGGCCAGGCCUGUGCAGGGUGGGAAUUCUGGACCUUCCUUGUGAGCCAG
Messenger RNA from Onychostruthus taczanowskii (white-rumped snowfinch), 6117 nucleotides. It is a transcript of the gene RAB3IL1, whose product is annotated as RAB3A interacting protein like 1. The transcript is spliced from 10 exons. The record is from RefSeq and is a predicted model, not a curated record. Gene Ontology annotation, molecular function: guanyl-nucleotide exchange factor activity. Bases 4504 to 5763 code for a protein of 419 amino acids. Gene Ontology annotation, biological process: exocytosis. Lineage: Eukaryota; Metazoa; Chordata; Aves; Passeriformes; Passeridae. Gene Ontology annotation, cellular component: Golgi to plasma membrane transport vesicle.